This is a messenger RNA of Centropristis striata (black sea bass), 3194 nucleotides long. It is a transcript of the gene pld3, whose product is annotated as phospholipase D family, member 3. The record is from RefSeq and is a predicted model, not a curated record. NCBI's taxonomy places the organism in Eukaryota, Metazoa, Chordata, Actinopteri, Perciformes, Serranidae. Gene Ontology annotation, molecular function: catalytic activity. The coding region runs from base 224 to 1681 and encodes 485 amino acids. The transcript is spliced from 12 exons.
GUUUCUAAAUCGGCACUUUAACAGCGAAGCGAAUUAUCUUUUCUCUCUGUUUUUCGUCUAUUUGUCAAUGAAACAACGACCUUAAAUGUGAUUGUACGUAAAGAAAAGACGUCGACGCCGUUAUAGGAGAUGUUUUAAUUCACCUGGACGCACAAUAACAGAGCUGCGGAGCUUCAUUUGACUACAGAUCUCGAUCACAUCAGAUGUCAUUCUGUCUUUGACGAUGAAGACGGACAUCCCUUAUAACCAGCUGGAGGACGUGGAGAGGAGGAGACAAGAGUCCGACAGGAAAACACAGCUGUAUUCCAGAUGUGCGGUUGCUCUGGCCACUGUGGCCACUCUGCUGCUGGCCGCCACGGCCCUCUACAACCUCCUGACCCCGAGGGCCUCCUCCUCCUCCCAUCCUCCUCCCUGCAGCAGCUUCCCUCUGCCCCAGCCCAAGUCCUGCUCAGAGCCCUGCAAGAUCGUUCUGGUGGAGAGCAUCCCUGAAGGUCUGGACUUUAACUCCAGCACCUCUCACCCCUCCAUCUACCAGGCUUGGCUCAACCUGAUGGACGAAGCUCGCAGCAGCGUCGACAUCGCCUCCUUCUACUGGACGCUCAAUAACACAGACACCGGCACUCAGGAGCCCACAGCCUAUCAGGGUGAGACUGUUCUGAAGAAACUGGCUGAAAUUUCUGGGAAGUUGUCUGUUCGUAUCACGGUGAACACGCCACAGGGAAGCCAACCGCAGGGAGACCUCCGACUGCUCAACGACUCAGGAGCUGAUAUCAGGACAGUUAACAUGAGAGAGCUCACCUCAGGCGUCCUUCACACAAAGUUCUGGGUUGUGGACAAGAAACACAUUUACAUCGGCAGCGCCAACAUGGACUGGAGGUCCCUCACACAGGUGAAGGAGCUGGGCGCAGUGGUUUACAACUGCAGCUGCUUGGCCGCGGACCUGGGUAAGAUCUUUGAAGCCUAUUGGUUCCUGGGGGAGAGUAAGUCAAUCCCAUCACCUUGGCCCACCAGCUUCUCCACCCUCUACAACAAGGACACGCCCCUCCAGCUGCCACUCAACAACACACCGUCCAAAGUCUACCUGUCGAGUUCCCCUCCGUCCUUCUGUGCAGCCGGCAGGACUUCAGACCUUCAGUCCAUCCUCAGUGUGAUGGAGGACGCCCAGAGCUUCAUCUACAUCGCUGUCAUGAACUACCUGCCCACCAUGGAGUUUUCACACCCUAAAAGGUACUGGGCAGACAUCGACACCCAGUUGAGGCGAGUGGGCUACGAGAAACGGGUCAAAGUGCGCAUGCUUAUCAGCUGCUGGGCCAGCACCCAGCCCAUCAUGUUUCCCUUUCUCAAGUCUCUGGCUUCAGUUUAUGACCCCAAGAGCAAACUGGACAUCCAGGUGAGACUGUUUGUGGUGCCUGCCAGCCCCAAGCAGAAGGAGAUUCCCUUCGCCAGAGUCAACCACAACAAGUACAUGGUGACUGACAAGAUCGCCUACAUAGGUACUUCUAACUGGUCAGGUGACUACUUUGUGAGCACAGCUGGCUCAGCGCUGGUUGUCAACCAGACCGCAUCACCGUCCCAGGAGACAACCGUCCAAUCACAGCUGAAGGCUGUGUUUGAGAGAGACUGGAACUCCGACUACAGCACUCCUCUCACCCAGGACUCAAACCUCAGAGACUUCUGUUAGAUUCAGCAGCAAAUAUUACAAAUACCGGAUCAGUGUGGAAACUUCUGCUCGACAAACGUGUGCUAGAGCUGCUCAUUUGUUUUAGUAUUUACGAUUGUGUGCAUUUUGCACAAGCCAAGUGAAACAAUUGAAACUCUUGAACUGAACAAUCACCAACAGAGUUUCCUUGUUUGCUGAGGUCCAAAGAAACACAGUUGACUUCCAGUAAAUCUGGCUGAUCACAGCUUUUGUGCCUUUUUGAUCAGAGAAAUGUGCUAUCAAACCAGUAAACUGCCCAGUUCUGCCAGUCUUACGCUGUCAACAUAUGUCAAAGGGUGCAUUUUUUUAUCAAGAGGCAAGAAUUACUUUGCCCCUUUUUGCUGUUUUUAUCAAAGUUGGCCCAGGAUUCAAGCUACGUAGCAUGUGUGGGUGAUAGCUUCGACAUGUUUUUAGCAUUGAUAAAGCACCAACAGUUGCAGUUGUUUCACUCACAAACCUCCAACAGACUUACGUAGGAUUACCUUGAAUUAAUUAAACGUGGUUUUCAUCAGCUUUUCAGUCAGAUCUGUCUCUAAAUGAGGCUCAGUCAAGUUUUCACGUGGCUCCCAAAGUCACCAUGUUGAGUCAUCUAUUCAUUGGUCAAAAAAAAUCUACCACAAUGCAUUCAUUUUACACAACAUCAGCCUCAGUGGGAACUUUUUUUUAUUAUCCCAGCUCAUCUCAGGGAGUGAACUUUGAGUCUUUUUUUUUUUUUUUUUUUUGCAGUAAUUUGGAAUAAUUCAUGUUCAAGCUGGUGUGCUGUGUGUACUGUAAAUAAGAUGCAGGGUUUUUAAACCUUCUGGACUGUUUUUAAAAUACAUGAAUUUAACACUAAAGUCAGCAGUGCAUACAAUAGAUUGGAAGUUUGUACACUGCAAAAAAAAGUGUGUCUAAAAACCAGAUAAAAACACUAAAUCUGAGGGAAAUGAUCUUGCUGCAUGGACAGAUAAUUUAUAUAAGCAUAAUUAUUAAUAUUAAAAUAAGCAUGUUGAACACUUAAAAUAAGAAAUUAACUCUUAAAACAAGAUAAAUUAUCUAACACUUCUAAAUCUAAAGUUUUUUUAUCUUGGUAAGAAAUAAAUAAUUGUCAGUGCACUCUGCUCUGCUUGUAGCUUUAAUUUAUCUUGUUUUAAGAGUUCAUUUCUUAAUUUAAGUGUUCAACAUGCUUCUAAAUUUAAUAAUCUUAAUUUAAGAAAUCUUGUCAAGUGAAAUUAUCUGUCCAUGCAGCAAGAUAAUUUCCCUCAGAUUUUGUGUUUUUAUCUUGUUUUUAGACACACCUUUUUGCAGUGCAGCAGAAGAAAAUGAGGACGAACUAAUUUAAUUUCCACUGUGUGGAUUGACUGAAACUACUGAUUAGUGAAGAGGUGAUUUUUAUGGCCAGUUUUUACUGUCCAGAGAAGCGUGUAAACUAGUGACAGCAUGACAAAGCUCUGUCCUCAUCUCCCUCCUCUUUAUAACAAAAUUAUUCUCAAUAAAUGUAUUCAUAUCAAAUCUG